UGGAAAUGCAAGAGCCAACUGAUAAUUCUGGUGGAUAUGUCAAUUUUUCAUGGACGUAUUUAUAUUCAAACACAAGUAUUGAAGAUUUAUGGCUCAAAGAUUCACUUGCAACUUGGGUAUUCGUACGAAAUGUUCUCACGACUGUUUUCGGAAGCGUUGCUUUUCUUGGCAAUGUUUUAACAGUCAUUGUUGCAUUAGCUAAGAAAGAAAUACGUAAGAAAUUCAGUAAUUACCAAAUAAUAAACCUCGCCAUAAAGGAUGCUAUAAUAGGGGGUAUAAUGGUUUAUUUAUCUGUAAUUGAAAUGACAGGCCUAUGGACAAAAAAAAAUUCAAUUAAUUUGGGCAUUAUAGCGAGUAUGCUACUACUUACUUCAUCUUCACUCACAAUUAUAAUGAUAGCAAUGGAACGUUGUUUUGCUAUUGUUGCUCCAUUUCAGCAUAGUCGGUACGUCACAAAAAAGCGAUUGACCAUUAUAAUAGUCAUAGAUUGGUUUGUAACCAUUAGUUUAGCUAAUAUAUUUCCAAUUACAAACAUGGAAAUUGACAUAUGGGUUGUAGGCCAAUUUGUAAUGCUAUGUGCACCAGUUUUAACAUUUAUCAUAUAUCUUGUGAUUAUUUUAGUUGUAAGGCGACAUGAUACAAAGAUCAGACAAUCAGCCAAUAGAUCAGAGAGAAAGAAAAGAAAGCAACAUGUUGAAAUGAUAAAGACAUUCACAUUGGUUGCUGGAAUAUUCAUCAUAUGCUACAUUCCGUAUAUUAUAAUUCUCGAAAUUUCAUUAGCUACAUUUUCAUUAGGACUAUUUAAGUCUCUCAUCAUUCUUGAUACGUUUAUCCCAUUGAAUUCAGCAGCGAACAUGUUUAUUUACUGGUGGCGGAUUCCUGAAUUUCGAAUGGCUUACAUGCGGGCACUCUGUUGUCACAGAAAUAUGGGUUCCGCCCUAAAAGGUGUUUAGACGUCCCUAUCUAUGAAUCACAACCCCUGCAAAGACAUGUAAGUAAUUUAAAAAGAAAAACAGUUUGAGACUGAACGCCUAGUGACAUAAUGGUAUCAUCCAAGAUUUGUAAGAAUGUCAUCCAAGUAUGAAACUGCAAUUUAUAUGCAUGUUGUUUGAUUGAUUUUGUAUUCGUGAGUGUAGAUUUUCCUGGUAUUUGCGAUUCUCUCCUAUUUGAACGUUAGCAAUAUUUCUAAAUUUAGACCUAAUCAACGAGUCUAGCUACGGGGCUGAUAAAUCAUUUGAGCAUGCAUUUUUACAUACAUAGGCCUAUUUA
Messenger RNA from Anneissia japonica, 1269 nucleotides. RefSeq names its product beta-2 adrenergic receptor-like. Gene Ontology annotation, cellular component: membrane. The transcript is spliced from 2 exons. Bases 6 to 953 code for a protein of 315 amino acids. NCBI's taxonomy places the organism in Eukaryota, Metazoa, Echinodermata, Crinoidea, Comatulida, Comatulidae. Gene Ontology annotation, biological process: G protein-coupled receptor signaling pathway. Gene Ontology annotation, molecular function: G protein-coupled receptor activity. The record is from RefSeq and is a predicted model, not a curated record.